Molecule: messenger RNA, 831 nt
Organism: Coffea arabica (coffee)
Lineage: Eukaryota; Viridiplantae; Streptophyta; Magnoliopsida; Gentianales; Rubiaceae
Source: RefSeq, a predicted model, not a curated record
AUGGACAACUGUACGGACACAUGUCCCCUUUUGCAAGAGGAUGGGGCGGAACAGAUAAACAUGGCUAGAGACGUACCCGCGUCUCGUAGGCAGUAUGACCCGUACUCCAACACGUGCAACCCCAGUUGGAGAGACCAUUCCAGUUUCAGCUAUGAGAAUAGGGCACAGAAUUCUUUUUCAAAUCGUCCAUCAGGAUUUCAGCAACCAUGGCAACCAAAGUCUCAACUCUUGUCCUCCAAUUCAGGAAGCUCUUUGGAGGAUAUUGUUAAGAGUUUGGCCACGACUACUACUCAGCUCCAGCAAGAGACUAGAUCCUUGGUCACAAGCACUACUCAGUUCCAGCAGGACACCAGAGCAGGCAUGAAAGAUAUGAAAACUCGAAUGAGUCAAAUGACAACUGCCAUUAAUUGCCUGAAAUUCCACGUUUAUAGGAAAUUGCCAUCGCAACCCGAGGUAAAUUUCAAGAAUGUAAGUACCAUGACACUGAGGAGUGGCAAAAAAGUGGAGGGACCUAAAGUGGAAAAUCUGAAAAAUAAAAGUGAGGAAGAGAUAGAAAAGGAGAUUGAAGAGGAAGGACGCAUUCGCGAGGAGGACCCUAAGAUAACAUUCACUCCUUCACCCCCUAUUAAAUCUAACUUACCUCCCUUUUCUUACAGGUUGGAAAAGACAAAGAAAACAGAGAAGGAAAAAGAGUUUUUGGAUGUGUUCCUGAAAGUGGAGAUCAACAUCCCCUUGUUGGAUGUAAUCAAACAGAUAUCGAAGUACGCCAAAAUUUUGAAGGAUUUGUGCACCCAUAAAAGAAAGCUAAGGGUGACGAAAAAGUGGCAGUGA